Zingiber officinale is the source of this 2007-nucleotide messenger RNA. RefSeq lists its product as uncharacterized. The transcript has 9 exons. Lineage: Eukaryota; Viridiplantae; Streptophyta; Magnoliopsida; Zingiberales; Zingiberaceae. The record is from RefSeq and is a predicted model, not a curated record. Bases 154 to 1479 code for a protein of 441 amino acids.
CUUUCCGGACCCACCCACUUGGAUUGGGAGUCAAUAAAUAGAGCAGGAGCGAUCGCCACCACUGCAGGCUGCAGCAGUGCCGCUCUCCUUCAUCUUCCUCUUCUCGCCGGCGAUCGCAAAUUGAGCUCCGCGAUCCGCGGUAUUCAGCCAUCCAUGGCAUCCUUCCUCGGUGCCCGAGUCCUAUCCUUCCCCUUCGACGCCGCGCAUCGCCGUGACGGCCGGUUGCCGUUCUAUCCUAAUCUCAGGUUUGGGUUUGAUCGCCGACUCGGGAAUGGGAAGAAGACGAGGCACGUGGGGAGUCCUCCCCCGUCCGUGGCUUCCCCCACCAUGAAGCGGGAUUCCCUGCCCGAUCCCAACAUCAAGAUACUCAAGAUUGCUCGUGAAAAUUUUGCACAGGAGAUCUCCGUCAGGUCUGAUGAUAAAGAUGUUUCACUAGCCAAGGCUUUGUUACUUGUUGCUGCUGAAGAUGAAGCUUUCAUGUCACUGAAUCAUGACAUGGAUGCACAGUCAGUGCGGAAUGAAAGGGAAGUUGCAACUGAUCAAUUUAGUGGUCAAUUAGAAGUUGAUUGUGUGGAAGAUAUGUCCUUAGCUGGAAAGAGCAUAUCUGGGUGGUUAAAUGAGUUGGAUGUGAUAGCAAAACAAGUUGAAGCAGAGUUAAUUUCCAGAGACAUAGGUUGCCAUCUACUUGAAAUCUUGGAGGCUGUUAAUUUUGUUCUCUUUGAAUCAAGAAGUUUCAAAAGAUUUCCUGUACUAGUAGAUUCAAAAUUCUCAUACUUGCAUACGGUCCUUAGCACUGGAUGCGGGAGCAAUAUAAUGUUCAGUGUUAUAUAUGUUGAAGUAUGUCAAAGGCUUGGUGUUAACAUUGUGGGCUCUAAGGUUGGGGAAGAUUUUCUGAUUUGGCCACAAUCAGGAAAUUCAGCGGAACUUUUCAGUAUUGCUUCUGGACGUAGUCUGUUUGCUACCAUCAAUGGCAAAUGUGUCAAGGAUCCAAGAUCCAUGGCUUCUGAAAUGGACAGCACCUCAGUUUCAAGACUUGAUAUUGCCACUAAGAGAGAUAUUAUUGGCAUUGCUCUAGCUAAUCUGAUCAGAUUUUAUUGGAAACGGGCUUCAAAGGCAAAUCAUGGCUUAAUGUUAACUUCUCCACUUAAACCUGUUUAUCCUGGAAAUGACAAAGCUGGCAUGGGAGGAAUUUUGAAUAUUCCACUGUUGCGGCCCCAGGACCUCAGGUUGGCCAUUAUGGCUUCCGAACGGCUAUUGAUACUACAGCCUGGCAAUUGGACUUUACGAAGAGAUCAUGGUAUGCUUCUGUACUACAGCAGGAGGUAUGCUGAGGCAGUUCAAGAACUCAGCAUUUGCAUGGCUUUUGCGCCCGAGGAAGAGGCGGAGAUUCUGGAACCAUUUGUGGAGAAGCUGCACCUUCUGCGUCUUCUAUCAUCCUGGGAGUGUUUGGAUCAAUUUGGCUCGGUUCCAAUCUCUUGAUACACUGCCUCUAGUUGUCGGCACUCACCGCGGAACAAAGUAAUUCUUACUGGAGAAGGGGUAAUCAUUCCAACUAUGCAGGAAAUGAAACAUUUCCAAGCUGAUGACUCAUGAUCCCAUGUUGCUGUUAUAGGCAUCUUCACGGUUUCUUUGCCAAUGCAAACGGAGUGAUAAUGAGACACAAAUAUCUAUCAGUUGCUGUCUCAAGGUCAGAGAAAAAAAUGGUAUUGAAAUUGAAUGUUUCAUUUGAUCAUUGUAAAAUUAUUCGGAUCCUUUAUGGGGUUGUUCUGGGAUUGAUAGGCGAUAGCAUAGUGAAGUUGGAAUAUAUUUGGCAUGAUCCGACAACUUUUGGGUCUCCUAAUUUAGAUGGACAUGACUAAACCCUGUGGUUGAGUAGAGGAGGCUGAGAAAAAUGAGAGUUUUAAGGGAAGUAAUAUGCUAAAAAGAAAAGAAAAGCAAAGAAAUGCAUUAUUUUAUUUUUCUCAUUUACAUAGGUGCAAUUAAAGAAAAGUAUCAUUAUUUGUUUUA